AUCAUUAUUUUUUUUACUUAAUGAUUUCACUCAAGCUGUAACUGAAAACAUGCGCAUUGAAAAAAGAAACUUGACAUGGACUCUGAUUCCACUUUUUCUGGCAGGUGUUUUCUGCAAUACAGGCAAGGUGAUAUAUCAGCAGCCGCAUAUCUGUGCAGUGAAAGGCUCGUCCGUUAUCAUCCCUUGCUCCUUUAAUGGUCUGAGAGUGAAAGUAUUCAGGUGGGUUCAUGCCAAGUCUCAUUUAAAGGGAACUGUAAUAUAUGGCAGUGACUUUAAAUCAGCCCCAAAAAGGUUCCGUUUUAAUCGGGACAAUCGAAAAAAUUGUUCUUUGAAAAUACACCCAGUGGAGCGAAAGGAUGCAGGAAAAUAUACGUUCAGGUUUACAAAUAACUCCAAAGAGCUCAGAUGGAGUCAUCAAGUUGGCUCAACAUUAAAGGUUGUUGAUUUGAAAGUCUCUGUGACAAAUCCUGAUGGAAACAGAGCAACGCAGGAAGGCGAUUCUUUGAAUCUCACUUGCACACACAGCUGUGAUGGCGGUAGUCUUUCAUCGGCCUUCACCUGGUUUAAAAAUGGAGAACACAUCAAUGAAGGAUCUAUUCUUUAUUUAAGCAACGUGUCUUCCGAAAACACUGGAAACUACAUUUGUUCUCUAAAAACACACACAGGAGCCACUUCAGGAGCCAUAUAUAUUGAUGUUGAAUAUGGCCCUAAGAACACAUCAGUGUCUAUCAGUCCGUCGAUGGAGGUAGACGCCGGGACAAACGUCAGCUUGAUCUGCAGCAGCCAUGCAAACCCCCCAGUGGAGAAUUAUACUUGGUUUAGAGUAGAUGUUAACUUUAGUAAGGAUGUCGGACACCAGUCUGUGUUUUUUCCUGAUGAUGGUGGCAAGUAUUUAUGCUGUGCCACCAACAAACACGGAAGCCAAAACUCCUCUGUUGUGGUUUUACAGAUAAAAGCAUAUUGGACAACUCUCCCCAGAGAUGUACUUAUCAUUACUGCUAUCGCUGUGCUUCUCAUUGUGAUUGCUCUUAUCGCCAUCAGAAGAUUCCACAAAGCAAGUACAACAGAGACAGACUGUGAAGAGGAAAUACAGGAUUGUAUGGAGAAUACAGACUAUGUCAACUGGCUCAGCUGUGACACUAACCAAUCACAAGAGGGACAUCCGAGUGAGGGGGGAGCAGAAGUCAUCUAUACGACUGUAUACUUCAAUCACAGAAACACGGAGCAGCAGAUGGACUUCCAUAUUGAGUAAGAUGUAUUAGCAUCACUGUGUACAGGAACCAACUGUCCAACCUACCCUUCAGAUAUCAAGCCUCCCUCACUACGAUAUGUGAAGAAAUUGUGUUUUGAGGGUAAUUGGUUUAUGAGUUUGUUUGGAAGUAUGUGAAAUAAAUAUG
This is a messenger RNA of Notothenia coriiceps (black rockcod), 1397 nucleotides long. RefSeq names its product B-cell receptor CD22-like. The record is from RefSeq and is a predicted model, not a curated record. Lineage: Eukaryota; Metazoa; Chordata; Actinopteri; Perciformes; Nototheniidae. Bases 50 to 1252 code for a protein of 400 amino acids. The transcript has 9 exons.